ACGUGCUAUUAAUUGUUCGUGUUUUUGGCAUUAAGGGAUGUGAUGUCCAUAUGUUGCAGUUAUCGUGGAAUUAAUAAUUUCUCAAUGUAGUGCUCAUAGUUAGGCUCCAACCUGCAGGACAGAGAAGCGCAUAACUUCCCUAUAUCUGGAAUACAGAGGACGGAUCUCUCCGCAGCUUUGUGGGGAGCACAGGGUGUGUAGGUGGAAGGAGAAGUCAUCGCUUUUUCGAGUGGACCGAGGGUAUUUGUUGAGUAAUGCCGGGUUUGCGGUUCUGGAGUGCUUUUUGCAGGUUUGUCCUGCUCCCUUUGCUCGCGCCAUGCACCCUGGUGCUUGUUUGGGUUCCAGAAUCGCUCUCUCAUCCACAACCAUGCCAGGUUCUGAAAAGGAUUGGGCACACGGUGAGAGUCGGGGCUGUGCACCUGCAGCCCCGUGGCUACCGCAACAACGCCGUCGGCGAGAAGGACUUCGCGGGGGACGGAGACACUGAGGGAGUAACGAGAAGCGCAGAGGAGGAAGAGUUUGAAAUAAGCUCUCAAAGUGGAUAUGAGUAUGGUUUGGGAAGCAGCAGAACUAGGAGCUCAUUAGACAACCUGCACAAGGGCGCAAAAAGUAAAUACGUUAACAAAAGUGUAGAGCGGGAAACAAGUCUGUUUUUACCAAGGGAAUCAGUGUUGCUUGCCAUGGACACACUUAACCGCAUGGCAGGUCUUUUACCUUACAACUUGUCUCUGGAGGUGGUGAUGGCCGUUGAAGCUGGACUCGGGGAAUUGCCUGCGUUUUCCUUUUCCUCUUCAUCUUCGCCAGUCUUUUCGGAUCCUAUGUCUUUUCUACUAAGUGUUUGCAAUACCGUAGUUGUUCAAGGAGUGUCUGCAAUAAUGGCUUUUCCACACAGCAGGGACGAGCUCGUGGAGUUGGAAUUCAUAUCUUCCGCACUUCAAAUCCCUGUAAUCAGUAUAGUUGAAAAUGAAUUCAAGCGACAAAGUAAGCAGAAUCCACUACAUUUUCAAAUGAAAAUGCAGAAUCCCCCGACUCCUCAGGUGAAACUUCUCUUCUCCCUCCUGUCCAUGAACGCCUGGUACGACGUCAGCCUCGUGCUGUGCACGGAGUGGAACGUCUCGGACUUCCUUCUCCUGCUCCGCAAUAAUUCCAAAUUUCACCUGGGACCCGUAGUCAACAUCUCGGUGUACGGCGGCGCAAAACCCAACCUCCAGCCUUCUCUGCAGGGUUACCUGGAGUCCAUAAGAGACCUCUCGUCGACCGUGGUGACGUUCGGAUGCGACAUAAUGGACAUUAAAAAGAUAUUCAGCGCCGCUGCAAAGUUUGGUCUGGAGCUCCCGGAAUGCCAGUGGAUUCUGGGAGACUCGCAGAAUGUCGAAGAGCUACGGACAGAGGGCCUGCCAAUGGGGAUUCUGGCGCACGGGAAGAUGUCCGAGCCGGCUCUGGACCACUACGUGCAGGACGCCCUGGAGCUGGUGGCCAGGGCGGUGGGCACCGCUGCGUAUGUGUCCCCAGAGCUGGCUCUGCUUCCCAGCACCACUAACUGCAUGGCCAUGGAGGAGAAAGCACUCACCUCAGGGAAAUACCUGUCCAGGUUUCUGGCCAACACGUCCUUUGAUGGUCUGAGCGGCUACAUCCGAUCGCGGGAGGAGACCGUGAUCACCUCCGAGGGCCACCAUUUCAUCUGGAACCUGCAGCACGACCCCAUCGGGAACCCCAUGUGGACCAGGCUGGGCCGGUGGAAGGAAGGCAGAGUGAUGAUGGAUUACGGGAUAUGGCCGGACAAGGCGCAUCGCCACCGGGCCGGCGACUGGAGGCACUCCUCGCGGCUGCACCUCCGGGUGGUGACCCUGGUGGAGCACCCCUUCGUCUUCACCCGGGAGGUGGACGAGGACGGCCUGUGCCCGGCGGGCCAGCUGUGUCUGGACCCGCUGACCAACAACACGGCCGUGCUCGAGGGCCUCUUCCAGGGCCUCAACGACACCAUCCCCUUCGAGUUCAAGAAGUGCUGCUACGGCUACUGCAUCGACCUGCUGGAGAAGCUGGCCGAGGACAUGGGCUUCGUCUUCGACCUCUACAUAGUCGGCGACGGUAAGUACGGCGCCUACAAGAACGGCCGCUGGACGGGGCUGGUGGGGGACCUCCUGAGCGGGGCGGCCCAUCUGGCCGUCACCUCGUUCAGCAUCAACUCGGCCCGCAGCCAGAUGAUCGACUUCACCAGUCCGUUCUUUUCCACCAGCCUGGGCAUCCUGGUCAGGACUAGAGACACGGCCGCCCCCAUCGGGGCCUUCAUGUGGCCCUUGCACUGGAGCAUGUGGCUAGGGAUAUUCGUGUCCUUGCACGUCACGGCCAUCUUCCUCACGCUCUACGAGUGGAAGAGCCCCUUUGGGAUGACCCCGAAAGGCAGGAACAGGACCAAGGUCUUCUCCUUCUCGUCGGCGCUCAACGUCUGUUACGCGAUACUCUUUGGCAGGACGGCCGCCAUUAAACCGCCAAAGUGUUGGACGGGGAGGUUCCUCAUGAACCUUUGGGCCAUUUUUUGCUUGUUCUGUCUGUCGACAUACACGGCCAAUCUGGCUGCCGUGAUGGUCGGGGAAAAGACCUAUGAGCAACUCUCAGGAAUACAUGAUCCCAAGCUCCAUCACCCGUCCCAAGGUUUCCGCUUCGGGACGGUGCGGGAGAGCAGCGCGGAGGACUACGUGAAGAAAAGCUUCCCGGAGAUGCACGAGUACAUGCGACGGUACAACGUGCCUGCGACUCCGGACGGCAUAGAUCACCUCAAGGAUGAUCCUCAGAAACUCGAUGCCUUCAUUAUGGACAAAGCCCUCUUAGACUAUGAAGUUUCAAUAGACGCUGACUGCAAGACCCUCACUGUGGGAAAGCCAUUUGCAAUUGAAGGAUAUGGGAUCGGCCUUCCACAGAACUCUCCGCUAACCUCCAAUAUCUCUGAGCUGGUCAGUCAGUACAAGUCAGAUGGCUUCAUGGACAUGCUGCACGACAAGUGGUACAAGGUUGUGCCGUGCGGCAAAAGAAGUUUUGCUGUUACAGAGACUUUGCAGAUGGGAAUCAAACAUUUCUCAGGGUUAUUUGUGAUGCUGUGUGUAGGAGUUGCCUUGUCCCUUCUUACCACGUUAGCCGAGCACAUCGUCUACCGGCUGGUUCUUCCGGGAAUGAAAAAAAAACCACGGUUCAAAUACUGGCUUCACACGAGUCAGAGAUUGCAUCGUGCACUUAACUCAUCCUUCAGUGAAGACAAACCACAAACAGUGGACAAGACAGAAAAAAGGUGUAACGUUGGGAAAAACCUACAAAUGCCGUGGAACACCUCGGACAACUCAAAUUGCAACAGACAAAAGCUCCCCAUCCCCGAGGCCCAGCAGAACGACCUGGAGUUUACCCAGUGCAAAGACCUCCCACCGCCCCCGGUUAAAAGGCUUCUCCCCCUGCAGGCCACCUCCAACGGCAAGACGGAUUUGCUCAGCCUGGCUCAGAACCCCGUCCUCCAGGAGCUCACCGACCUGGAGAAGCAAAUAAAGAUCAUCAAGCAGGAGCUUCAGCAGGCCAUCAACAAGAAAAAAGAACUGGAGCUGUACCAGCAGCAAAACGCGACAAAGGCGCCCGAGAGCAGUGCAUGAGGUUGGCUUUGACAUUACGGUCAGGACGUCUUAAAAGGAGCACGGUAUCCACCAUUUUUACCUUCACGGUGGGUACAACUGAGCUUUAAUUGAGCUUUCUGCUCUGGGAUGUGACGAUACUCGUUUUUUUUUUGCAAUAUACUUUCUGCACAUCCUAUUUUUUAAAAGAGAGAUAUUAUGAAAAUACUACUUCUCACGGUAAGGACAACUUCUAGCAGUGGUCAAUUGAGUGCAAAUAUGAAUGGAGGAGAUAAUUUGAUGGAACUGGCACUCAUUGACAUGGCCUUUAUGUGGAGAUAGUGAGAUUGUGUCAUAAAAUAUGUAUAGUGUUUUUCCGUUUUGGCAAAAAAAUGGCCAGAAUUGAAGAUGUCAAUAUACGAUGUACAGUUCCUGCAGUGCAAGUUCCACUGUUACCUGUGGACGAAAAAGUGCUGAGAUCUUUUUUUAUAACGUAUGACUCCAGGUGCCACUGUUCUGUGUGGUCCUUUGGAGGAAGAUGUUUAUAUUCUUGCACUGUUUAGCAGUUUUGACGUGUUAUGCUACGUGAGUACGUCGGUGCUCAGUAUCUGCUUUUGGAUAUGUAACAGGAAGCUUUCUUCAUAUAAUCUGCACUUAAUAUGAACAUGUGAAAACCACUGCUUUUUACUGCUUGUUAAACAUUAACGACAUGGAUUUCAGAAGUCAUGUAUUGGUGCCUCAUAUAUUGAGCCAGACAUUAUAGAAUGGUAGCAUUCAUUGAUCAUCAUAGUCAAGAGCACCACGAGAAAGGAAUGCAAAUGAAUCUAUUUUUAUUACUAAUUCUCUUAAAUCACAUAGAUAGCGAAGAGUUAUAUUGGCAUUCACAGCACUGGACUGAACUGCAUGUCAGCUCUUGUGGCCUACUGGUACACACCUGUACUGCUGACAGGUCUGCACCUCUUUAGGGUGAGUAGACUGGGUACUUUUGUCAGUCGUAUCUUUAGUCAGUUGUCUACAGGUAACUGAAUCCACUAACCGUGUUUUAUCCACUAGUUUGUUUUGAUAUGGGUUGACAAAAAUGGCCAGAAUCAGUGUUUAUCUGAUUAUUUCUCCCUUUGCUGCCUCUUUAUCCUUGUAAUUAAAAUUUGACAGCUGCACAAAUGUUAUCGUUCGGUUGAAAAAUGAGUCGCCAUGCUGUUCAGCUGAUCGUUCCAGCUGUUUCGUCGCCUGCAUUUUUAAUUCAUAAAAACGAUAUACACUU
Messenger RNA from Anguilla rostrata (American eel), 4851 nucleotides. It is a transcript of the gene grin3a, whose product is annotated as glutamate receptor, ionotropic, N-methyl-D-aspartate 3A. Lineage: Eukaryota; Metazoa; Chordata; Actinopteri; Anguilliformes; Anguillidae. Gene Ontology annotation, biological process: monoatomic ion transport; ionotropic glutamate receptor signaling pathway. The coding region runs from base 255 to 3632 and encodes 1125 amino acids. Gene Ontology annotation, molecular function: NMDA glutamate receptor activity. The record is from RefSeq and is a predicted model, not a curated record. The transcript is spliced from 9 exons. Gene Ontology annotation, cellular component: plasma membrane.